AUGCCUGUCGAUGAGACGGAAAGAGGCGAGGACAAAGCUACGAUGCUCCCGAGGAACUGCCGCAUCAUGCUACAAUAUUUAACGGUCAGCUAA
This is a messenger RNA of Parastagonospora nodorum SN15, 93 nucleotides long. RefSeq lists its product as hypothetical. Lineage: Eukaryota; Fungi; Ascomycota; Dothideomycetes; Pleosporales; Phaeosphaeriaceae. The record is from RefSeq and is a predicted model, not a curated record. The transcript has 2 exons. Bases 1 to 93 code for a protein of 30 amino acids.